Blepharisma stoltei is the source of this 5886-nucleotide messenger RNA. The record is from the annotation of a GenBank genome assembly. Lineage: Eukaryota; Ciliophora; Heterotrichea; Heterotrichida; Blepharismidae.
AUGGAAGGAAAAUAUUACGAGUUACAGUUAGAGUUGAGAGAAGUAACUGGCGCACCAGAAGGACCAGUCAGCUGCAGAGUAAAUGUAGGAGGAAUUGAAGACAUCUUAGAAGGAAGAAGUCCUUUAUCACUUAUUUUAGAUGACGUUAGUAGCAACACCAUGCUUUCUCUUGUAUUAGAGCAAGGAAGCGAAGUCAUAGGAGGCUUCAAAUUUUCUUUGUUGACUCUAUUCGGAGAAUCCCUCAGCGGAAAGGUAGAAAAAUGAAUCCGCCUCAAAGAAGAAACUGGAAAAGACGUAAGAAUCAAACUUGCAGCCAAUCUCCAAACUGCCAAAAUGGACACUCAACCUUCUCAACCAGAUGAAUCUUAUGCUAGAAGACCUCGAGAAGUAGAAGCAAAAUGUCCAUACGUAGAUCAUCUCGCAUCAGGCAAAAAACGCAACGAAGAACCAUUGGAGGAAAUUUGGAAAGAAAGGGUGUAUAAUUAUGAUCCGUUAGGAAAUAAUGUCAUAAGAAUCACACUAGAGCCAGAUGGAAGAUUCAAUCAAAAUUUAGAGCCUGUCCCUGUAAACUUAAACAAUUUAGAAGAACUUGAACUAGCAAGCUUAGAAGAAGCUGGAGGAAUUCAGCUAAAAAAGAUCAUUAAAGAGCUCAGCGAAAAGAUCAAAAAACCAAGAACGCAAGCUCAGCAGCUUCCUUAUUUAAGAAAUACUCUACAAGUAAAAAUAGGAGAAAGAAGAGAUUUACAGCAAUCAUUAGAAGAGUCUGCUAAUGAUUUAAAUAAGCAAGCUGAAGACAGGGUAGAAAAUAUACAAGAUUUAUUAAAAAAGAGGCAAGAAAUGGCUGAAAAAUUGUUAGAGAAACAGAAAAAGUCAAGGGAAAUCGAACAAGAAAUAGAUGGAAUUAAAGCUGAGGUUCAACAAGCUAAUAGAGACUUUUUAAGGAUCCAAGCUUUUAAUAAAAGAAAAAAUGAUGUCGAAGAAUUGGCUGGGAAAAUUCAUGAGCUGCUUAAAGAUAGUUUGGCAAAGGAAACUGAGCUAGAAAAAACAAUAAAUGAUGAAAAGGCAAAAAUGGAUGAAAAAAAGAAACUCAUCGAGCAAAAUCGUGACAAAUUAGCAGAUGAAAAUAAAACUAUCCAAGCACAAAUUUCAGUGGUUUCAGAAAAAUAUAAAAACUCUUCGGCAUUAAAUGAAGAGCUUAAAGAUAGGGUAAGAACUCUUAAACUUCAGUAUGGAGAAGGCCAGAACUACAAACAAGUUAUUACUGAAGCUCGAACCGCUUCUUCUCUUGAUGCUAAUAAGCGUGAGCAUGGCCAAGAAGCCUUAAAAGAGUUGGUAAAUCUCAUAGACACUCAAUCCUCAGAAUUUAUCCAAAAACAAAAAUCCCUGAUUGCUUCUAAAAAAUCUCAAACCCAAAAUAUUCUUGAAAUCGACCAAGACCUCAACACCAAAGAUCAACAAACCCUUGAGCUCAAGCGCAAACUUUAUCUUGCCUCAAAUAAUCAGAUAACCCUUGAACAAAUUUGUUGCAUAAAAGCUGAUCUUUCUCAAUUGAUUGACGAGCUUUCAAAACUUCACAAAAUCCACUCAGAAGGCCGUGACCACAUUUUGCGUGAUUUAGACUCAGGGUCUGAAUUCGUGCUUAAAGAAGCUGAAAAAAUCCUUGAGGAAGCUAGAAAUAUUGACCCUAUGAUAGAUGCUAUUGACGAAAAAGAUUUCGAGCUAGACAAUUUGAAAGGAAUUGUAGGAGAAAUUAAAGCAAGAAAUCCACCUUAUAUGCCUAAUAAAGACGACCCAUUAGAUAUUGCCCUUGGGGAAUAUUUGAACUCAAGGGACCGAGAUUUACCUAUACCAUUUACUAGGGAAGAUGAAGGGAUUUAUUUGUUUGGGACGAAAAGAGUGUUUUUGAAACUGGAAAAUGGGGAUAUUAAGAUUAGGGUUGGGGGCGGAUAUACCACUAUUGAUGAAUUCAUUGAAAUUUAUACAGAAAUUGAAUUAGAAAAUCAAGAGCAGACAUUGCAAGAAAGCUUGCCAAAAUUAUCGCAGAGCUUAUCAAGGUUCAGCCAGAAUCCAUCAGUAGGGAUGUCUCCUCAAAGAGCAGCGAGAAUUAUAUUUAUAUAUUGAUAGUGUUUAGCGUGCCAUAUCAUUAUGAAUAAUUACAACCUUGUCUUCUAAAUACAAAUUUUAGUGAAUCCAUCAAUCUCUUGUUUAUGCCCUUUAUAUCAGACAUUAUGGAGCUUUCUGCUUACUAGCCAUAUGUUUGCUAGGUCGCCAGACCUCACAGCUCGUAUUUCCAUCUCCGCGCUUGUUUUCUGUGCAUUUCGCCUAUAGAUCUUCUUCCUCGGAGUGCGGACAGCAAAACCCUAUUCUUCCUAAAAAUUCAAUGAUCAAAGUUUCCUUCUAAUACGUAUAGAAGUUUCUUUUCAAUAGCGCGAUAAGGCGCAUUCCUAGUUUUACCGGAUGAUCUUAAACAUAUGAAAACUUGCUAUUCUUUAUUCAUGGGGGAGAAAAAUAGCCUAAAUAAAGAAUUCUGCCUGAUCAAUCUCGAGAACUUGAAGAGAGGCUGUGCGAAAAAUUGACAUUUUGGUUCGUCAAAUGAAUCUGACGAGCCAAUUCUGGCCAGUACUUGAAAUGAAAAAUGGUAGUUGCCAGAAUUUUAUUAAUUUUUUGAUGGCGAGUAUGAUCAGAAUUUUAAUAAAUGGCACAGGAUCAGACAACUUAUUCCUUUCAAACCGAUCUAAUAAUUCCUUUGGUAAUAAUUACAACUGCUUUAUAAAAGUCAAAGUUUGUGCUAAGCGCUUAUUGUUCUUUACGAGAUUACUAAUGACUCAUAUGGUUUUCGUUAGAAAAUUAAAAUGGAGUUAAUAAUUAAAAAAACUUGUUGAUCGAGUUGUGUUUUUGCGGAAGGAUAGAUUUCUAAAUAAAUGAUGCCAAUUUAAUUAUGACUAGCUGCUUUAUAAAAGCCAAAGUUUGUGCUAAGCGCUUGUUGCUCUUUACGAACUUACUAAUGACUCAUAUGGUUUUCGUUAGAAAAUUAAAAUGGAGUUAAUAAUUAAAAACUUGUUGAUCGAGUUGUGUUUUUGCGGAAGGAUAGAUUUCUAAAUAAAUGAUGCCAAUUUAAUUAUGAAUAACUGCUUUAUAAAAGCCAAAGCUUGUGCUAAGCGUAAAAUUUUAUUCUUAUAAUAUUUUUUAAAUUUUUUUCAAAUGUUAAAAAAUAAAAAUUUUAAAAUAAUUAUAUCAAUAUAAAUAAAUUUUUUAUAAAUAAUUUUUAUAAAAUAAAAAAUAAUAAUUUUUCAAAAUUUAUUAUAUCUUUUAUAAAAUGGGACUUUAAUUUUAACAAUAUUUUUUAAGUGGGCUGUCUGUCAAGCAUAGGUAGCAACCCUAGGGUGGGGGUGCCAUUUGUAGGGGGGGGUGGGGGUGCCAUUUUUAGGGGGGGCGGUGGGGGUGCCAUUUUUAGGGGGGGGUGGGGGUUCCCUUAUUGGGGGGUUGGGGGUGUCCCCCUAAAAAUGGCACCCCCACCCCCCCCUAAAAAUGGCACCCCCACCCCCUCCCUCAAAAAGAAUAUUUUAAAUAUAAUCCAAUUAAAGUCUAUAAAUUGCUUUAAUAAUUACGAUUAAUUAAUAAAUUCAAAUUAAUUAAAAAUUAAUUAGGAAAUAUAUUAAAUUUGUUUUUUUAUAUUUAUAAUGCAAUGCCAAAGAUAUUGAUAAUGCCAGUAAUUAUUAAAUGAAUCAAGCACAAUACAAUAACUACAGAGUGCAGCGAAGAUGAAUACAGUGUAGGUAACUUCAAGAUGGAUGUAAUAUGAGCUAAUGCAGGAUAUGCAGAAGAUGGAUAAUUAGCUUAAAUAGUAGGUUUAAAAGUAAUCAAUUCAUAAAAUAAAAUUUUUGCGAAUUCAAGUAUUAAUUAUAUUCAUAUUUUCUUACAUACCAUGCCUAUAUCACAUCUUGAGUUGCCAUUAUUCUUUUUGAUUGUUUUUUAUAGCAUUCCAAAACUUCUUCUCUUCUUCCUAACUAUCUAACUCCCCCCAUUUAAAAUGGAACAAAAAAUUUUGUUCCAAUUUAAAGGGGGGUUAAUUUUUUUUUUUAAAAAAAAAUUAUAUAAAAAUUAAAAAACUUAUCGAAUUAGAUUAAUAAAUUUGUUUAAUAAAAUGCUAUUUACUCUUUAUCUUUUAAAACAAAGCAAGAUAUAACUAAAUUUUCAUUAUUAGUUAAUACGCCACUAUUAAUUGGUAUCAAAAAUUAUUUACACAAAAAAUUAUUAUUUUUAUUGAUAAAAAAAAAAUUUAAAAAAAAUUUUAGAAAAUUAUCGAUCAAAGUGCUAAUUUUUGUUUAAAUAAUAUGCUAUUUAUACUCUAUUCUUUAAAAUAAAACAAGAAAUUAGUAAAUUUUAAAAUUUAUAAUAAUUCCUAUUGAAUUUAUAUCAAAACUAUUUAAAUAAAAAAUAUCAUUUUUAUCAAAAAAGAAUAAAAAUUUUUUUGAAAAAUUUUUUAAAAAAAACAAUUAAUUUUUUUUAAAAUUUAGCAAUUAAGGAUAAUAAAUUUAUUUAAAUAAGAUGCUCUUUAUACUCUUUUCUUUAAACAAGAAUAAGAUAUAACUAAAUUUGUGAUUUUAGUUAAGAAGAAACAUUUAACUUAUAUCAAAACCUUUUACAUAAAAAUUAUUAUAAUUUUUUAUUAUAAAAUAAAUUUUGUUUCAAUUUAAAGGGGGUUAAUUUACCAAAAAAGUGGAAAUUUUACCUAUAUUUUGUUCCAAUUUAAAGAGGGGGGGGAGUAAGAGCAUUUCCUUUAUUAUAAUAAUAAUAAUCUCCACAAUUUGGAUUUUUUAAUUGCAUCGUUACAAUGUUUUAGUUUUUUUCAUAACUCUUUUCUUUAUAGAAGAUAACUCCUAUGCUAUUGUAUGCAUCAGCAUAAUUUGGAUCAACUCUGAUAGCUUAUUUAUAGCAUUCCAUAUCUUAUUCUCUACUGCCUAACUUAUAUAGAGCAUCUCUUUCAUUUGAAAAGCAAUGUGCUAAUAAAAAUAGUAUUUGAUAUUGUCAGUUUUACUUUUAGAUCUCUAAAUGGACUCUUUAGCCAUUGUUCCACAAAGUUCAUAAAUAUAUACAGGAUAUACUGCUAAUUAAUACCAAAGAUCAUUAUGCUUGUCAGCAAAUUUCUUCAAGAUGUUGGGUUCUUAGUAGUUAUAGGAAAUUUUCACUACUCCUUAAUCGAUUGCGCUACGCUAUAUGAUAUUGUAUAAAUCAGUAAUUUUUAAUAUCUAAAAUAAUAAUUUAUUUAUUACGCCUGCUCUAAAUUAGCAUUUGUGAUAUAUCUAUACUAUAUUAAGGGGGGGUGGGGGGUACCAUUAAAAAAGGGGGAGUGGGGGUGUAGGGUUGCUACCUGUGCUUGACCAGGCUGUCUGAUCCUGUGCCAUUUAUUAAAAUUCUGAUCAUACUUGCCAUCAGAAAAUUGAUAAAAUUCUGGCAACUAUCAUUUAUAAUUUCAAGUACCGGCCAGAAUUGGCUCGCGAGAUCCAUUUGACGAACCAAAAGUGUAAAUUUGCAAAUAGCCUCUCUUUAAGUUCUCGAGAUUGAUCAGCCAGAACUCUUUAUUUUCACUGUAUGACUCUCUUACAAAGAAUGAACAUAAAAUUUUCAUGUUCCAAAGACCUUUUAGUCAAACCAGGAAGCACGCCUUAUCGCGCUAUUGAAGAGAAAGUUCUAUAUGUGCUUUCUGGCAUAAGGGUUAUUGGGAAAAUUAAUCCCAUAAUAAUUGCCUGAGAAUGGAAAAGUCCUCAGCAGCGCCAUUUUAUUAUAGCAAGAAUUAUAUCAAAUACUGUUGAAGCGAUAGCAGAGGGAUCUCCCCUAAAGAAAAGCACACCUCAUAGGAGAGUACCAUCAGGGAAAUUUAAAUAA